Messenger RNA from Paramecium tetraurelia, 7380 nucleotides. RefSeq lists its product as uncharacterized. The record is from RefSeq and is a predicted model, not a curated record. Gene Ontology annotation, biological process: cyclic nucleotide biosynthetic process; adenylate cyclase-activating G protein-coupled receptor signaling pathway; intracellular signal transduction. Gene Ontology annotation, molecular function: adenylate cyclase activity. The transcript has 4 exons. NCBI's taxonomy places the organism in Eukaryota, Ciliophora, Oligohymenophorea, Peniculida, Parameciidae.
AUGUAGAGAUCAUAUUAAGAAUAGGUUAACUAGAAGGAUUAUUAACAUAAACUUUAUUUCAAAAAUGGUUAUCCUUAGAAUUAAUCGUUCAAACGAGAUCCAAAACAAUUACUUAGAGGUUUAAUUCUUAAAACAUGCAUACUUCACUUUCUAGAUUGGUUGAAGUAAGGCUUUAAUUUAUGGCUCUUCGUGGUGAUAAUAUUGUCUGCUAGUUUCAAAGCUAAACAACAACUAUUUAUUUGCAUAAUAUAAUUGGCUGGUAAUUUAUUUAUGUCUUCUUACAAACUUUAUCAGUAAAUUUGUAAAGCAUUAAAAUAAGUUAAUGAACAUUACGAUUAAACUGUAUAUGUGAUUGGUUGGGAUCCCAAAUGCCACAUUAGCAAAUGUCCCAAACGCGAUGUGACAGUUGGUAAUUUGGUGUUCCUCAAAAGACAUUAACCAAGUCCAAUGAGUAUUUUAAUUCUGAACUCUCAGGAAGAGAAGUUUAUGGUGUAAACAUCAGAAAAGGAAGGGAUGACGCAUAUGACCCAGAAGCAAUCAAUUAAAUUAACAUCCACCUCUGAUCAAUAGAAAAACCAAACAUUAAUUUAUUAUAAGAGAAUAUUGACUGGCAAAAUAGAAUUCGAUUACUUGGACACUAAUGAUAAUACCUUUAGAGGUUUCAUUAAACUGUAAAAGGAUCCCAAAGGUGAGUAUUUGGACUAUAGGAAUAUCGUGAAUUAAAGUAAUAUGAUAAUCAAUACGGAUUGGGUAGUUGGUAUUGUGAUAAGUCAUGAUGAUGAGGAUGUCAUUAAAAUGUGGCAGAAUUGUUUUAAAAAGUCCACUACUCAUUUUGAUAGAUACUUGAUGAAAUUUUCAUUAAUAUUUUCUCUUUUGUACUUCAUCUAACUUGCAUUCUGUAUCACAAUCAUUGUGAGAUUUCAAAAUUAACCUGAUGAUCUCAAUAUUUACAAUAUAAUUUGUAGAAUAUUUCAGAGCAUAACAUUUGUUCAUCCUUGUUUUAUUACUGGUUUAUGCGAAGUGACUUUUCAAUUCUUCAAUAAUAUCUUUGAGAAGAACAAAAAUAUCAUUGUAUCUCAUUCAUCUGAACUAUUGACUUUAACUAAAGUUGAUCAUUGCAUCUACGAUAAAACUGGUACACUGACAAACACUAAUACUGUCCUCUGUGGAGUCAUAUGUGGAGUCUAUUUCUAUAAUCUAAUCAAUGGAGAUGUAAUUAGGAAUGCUACAAAAAAUUAUAGAAAAUUAAAUACCACUCCAUAUAUCCAUAACAACAUGCAAGAGAUCUAGGAAGAACAAGAGGAUUAAGAAGAGAACAACAUUGGUAUUGGUUCAUUACAGAAGAGUGAAAGAUUCAUUUAAAAUCCAGGAAGUCAUUAGUCAGUAAAAAGUAGACUUCAAUCACAGCAUGAUGAGGCAAUUAGCUUUAAUUAAGAUGAUGCAGUUUUCAAUGAGGAAGAACCUGAGAGCAGGAACAUGGUCUUUAAUUUCAAUCCUCAUUUUAUUAGACAAAAUGAAUACAUUAAACCCAAAAAGGCGUAGAGUGUUGACGAAGAAUUGUCUCCCCCAGAGAAAGCGGUUUCAAAUAGAUAUAAUAGAAGAACAUUAAAUAACACUAGUAGGCUUUUAACUAAACCAAGGAGAGAAUUAAGGAUUGUUGAACGAGUACUUGAAUAAACUUAAGAUCCUGCUAAUGGAUCAAUGUUAUCUCCAUCUCCAAUUACAUCUUCAAAGGAUUUUAGAAAAGAAAAUAAACUUGGGGAAUCCCAGAUAAAUGAGGACGAAUUGUAAUAAAAGUAGCCCUCAGAAAGUGAUUGUGAUGACAAGGAAUAAUAAGGGGGAAGAAAAGAUUUAUAAGAGAUUAUCAAAACUGGUUAAAAGUAAGCAGACAACUUUAUGAGAUCUUUAAUAUUAUGUUAAGAUGUUAAAACUAAAUACUCUAAACCAUAAAAUAAACCUAGUAGAGAUAAAAACGUACCAACUAUAGGCAUGUCUGGACUCAUGAAUGAACAUCCAAGUAUGAAUCCCCAAAAUUUCCUAAAUGAAAACACUGAGGAAUAUUAAGAAUCUAUUAUCAAGUUUGCUAAGUAAUACUAAUUUGAGUUCAAUUGUGCAGGGUUGUUAAACAAGAAAAUUUGCUAUGAAAUCAGUGCUAAGGGACUAAGUGAAAGAUAUCUAGUUUCUAAGAAGGUUAGUGACAAUGAAACAUUUGCUAUUUUCAUGAAACCUAUCUAAUAAAGGAUUAGAAAUUAAGCAAAUCAAUUUGAGAGGUAGGGAACUGAAAGAGGAUCAAAAAAAGGAGCAUUACUCAAAUUAUAUGUAAAGAGUGAGAAUUUAGCUUUGCUUGAUAAAUGUAAGUUAUCAUAAAAGAAGAGAGUGAAUUUAGAAAAGUAAAUGACUCAUCAAGCCUAAUAAGGCUAAAGGCUUAUUGUCUAUGCAGGUAAGGAUAUCCCAGAAGAUGCAGUCAAGAAUAAGAAUAAAUAUUAAGAAGCAAGUUUUGAUACUAUGGAAAUGACUCAUCAUGAUAAAGAAUUGAUUAAAGAUUUAGAUUAUUACGGUUUGAUUUGUCUCAAGGAAGAUUAAAAUCCUGGAGCUUAUGCUUAAGUUAAGACUUUUAAAAGUUUAGGAAUUUCAUAAUGGAUAUUGAGUGGGGAUAAGAAGAUGUAGACCUUAUCAGCAGCCAAUUAUGUUGGAAUUGUGAAUAAUAAUAAUACUCUGCUAAGAAUUGAUGAAGUAGAUGAAGAGAAAUUAAAAUUAUAAAUUAAAUCCUAAUUGCUGUUUAUAAGGAAGUAAUUAUUGAAGGAGGAUGAAAGUUAGUAAAAUGAAUCAACUAAGAGUUUUGUUACUUAAAAAUCAGUUACAGAAAUGAAGAGAAGUGGACUUUAAAAGAAAGCUACGUUUGAUGAAAAUAUGAUUAUGAAAUCAAAGAAGGGAGAAGAACCUUUACAGAUGGUGUUCUUAUUGGUAAAUGGAAAAUCUAUAAAAACCAUAUUCAGUGAUGAUUAUACUAAAAGCCAUUUUUUGUUUAUUGCUCUAAUUUUGAAGACUGUCAUUGCAUAUGAUUGUUCAUCAGCAGAUAAGGAGUUAAUAACAAAAGCUGUCACGAAAAUCUUUGAACCAAGCAGUACACUUUUAACAAUAUCAGACUCAGUUGAUGAUUUCAACAUGAAUUCUCAUGCAAAUGCUACUAUUCAAUUUUCAAAAGAGAAAAGGUCUUUAAAAAUAGCAUAUCAAAACAUAUAAGUUAAUGAUUUGUAACACAUAAAAUAAUUAGUACUCUAUUUUGCUAAAAUAUUACCAAUGCAUUUGAGUCAGUUGACAGUCAUGUGUACAAAAAUAAGUUUAUAUUAAUUGAUAAUUUUGACUCUUUUUGUUUGCGUUAGAAAAACUCUCUAUAUUGAAGAGGAUGUUGUUUAUUUGUUGGCUGUAUAGAUUCAUAUCAUAAUUAAUGGGUUGUUGCCUGCCUUUGAAGAUAGAUCCAGUCAUGAACAAAUUGAAUUGAUGCUUCCAUAGAACUAGCCUUAGACAUAUAAGUGUUUCAAAUCAAAUUUCAGAUGGCUAUAAGAAUUAUUUUAUGAAGCUCUGAUUUCAGCAGGAAUCACAGGACUUUUAAACACCUACAUAUUUGCAGAAUUCAUGAUGUUUUUCACUUCAGAUUCUAAUAAUUUAGCUCAUUUGAUGUUCUUAUUUUAAUUAUUCAGUGUGUUUGCUUUUGGAACUUCUUAGAUGAUUCAUCUUAAUGUGCCAUUUUAGAAGAUAAUAUGGAACUUAAUUAUUACUUUGGGUUUAUUAACUAUAUCAUUUGCAAUAGUCAUAUAAGCAGAUUUAAGAGUUUAGAUAAUUCGAAACAUAUUCAAAUGGCAAUUCAUAAUUGGUAUAAUAACUGGAAUUAUCAUAAUAAUUACAAUAGAUUAGAUCGUAAAGUAGACAAGAGAGAUGAUGUUUACUCCGAGAAUAAUAUUGAAUUUUGUGAAAUUCGUAGAGACAGCAUUAAAAAACUAUGGAGGGAAGAUAGUUUCAGAGUAAUUAAAACAAUUCCCAAUGACCAAUCAUAUCAAAAUAAAUCGAUAGUUUUUCAGAAAGAUCAAGAAGGUAUUUGAGAAUGUUUCGAUUGACCCUUUUAUUCGUUCUCUGUUUGAGAGUGAGAAAACCCAAUCCUUCAAUGGAGAAUAUUCAAAAUUUUCAUUGGUCUUUAAGAAUCAUAAUUACGAAAAACAAUUUAGACAAUUUAAAGUUCAAUUAUAUUACUAAUAAAGAAGAGAAGUAGUUUUAGUGUUGUUUAUAGUACUAAGAGUGAGCAGUGUAAUAGCAUGGGCUCCAUUCCUUACUCAGGAAGAUACAGUAUUGAAUAUCUUAUGGGCAAUCGUAAUGAUUAUGUGGAUCUUGACUUUGCUGAUAACUAAAGUAAUAGAGAAGAAGUAGGCUGAUUAGACAGUAUUCUAAAUAAAGUGUGGAACUAUUGAGGCUUACUUUUUUAUUCCAGUAGUGUUAAUAUUAGAUCAUUUUUUGAGUGUGACACUUCCAGAAGAUAAGAGUCAGUAUUAUUUUAGUACCUUUGGAUAGUUGCUUUAUCAGCAAUUUUUAGCAUGGGACAUAUUCCCUCCUCCCCUUUAUUAUCCGAUUACUUUGACCUUGAUCUUUUUUGUCAAUUAUACUAUUAGAGUUGGUCAAUUUUAUACCAUUUAGGUUAAUUCUGAUUCUGAAACUCCUACUUUCACAGUAGAAUUCAUAACAUUGUAUGUUCUGCUGUUCUUCUUAAAUCUACUAUCAAAUUACACUCACUAUAAUUUUUAGUUUUAACGAUUCCAAAGAUUAGUAUUUUUGUUUGAUCAGGCAUUAUAAACCCAGUAGGAGUAAACAAAUUAAAUUUUGAAAUCCCUAUUGCCAGCAUUUAUAUAUGAAAAAAUUGAAUAAGCAGAGGAAACCUAAAUUGAAGAGAAUCAAGGAUCAGUCUCAAUUAUAUUUCUAGAAAUAUGUGAAUUUGACAAAAUAUUAUAAUCAAAACAAAGAUAAGUGGUUUCAUUUCUAGAUGAUAUUUUUAGAGUUUUGGAUAAGAUAUGUUUAUAGUAUGGUGUAUAAAAGAUCGAGACUGUUGGUAAGACUUAUAUGGCUUGUUCUGGUUUGAAAUCUACUGAAAUUGAAAAUAAUAAGGAUGGAUUGAAUCAACAAAAGAAAAAUGAAACAGCUCUAGCAUUAGAAUUGUCAUUAGAUUUUUUGAAGGCAGUGUCUGAAUUUAGGUAUGAAUACAAAGAAUAAGAAAUUGUGAAAUUAUAUAAAUUAAAGAUAAAAAUAGGAAUUCAUUAUGGUUAAGUGUUUGCAGGAGUCAUUGGAUAUCAUAAACCAUAGUUCUCAUUAAUUGGAGAUACAGUCAAUACAGCCUCUAGGAUGUGUUCCACUGGAGAAGUGGGUAGAAUUACAAUCUCUUCCGAGGCGUAUGAAAGAGUGAAGGACACAGAGUUCUUGUUCACUUCCAGGGAAGUUGAAGCAAAAGGUAAAGGUCAUUUGAUCGUUCAUCAAGUAACUCAAAGAAAAUUAUAAUAAAAAAAGCAUCUAUCUCAAGUGAAAUAUUUUGAGGGUUAGAAGAAUGGAAGAGUAUUAACAUUCAAAACUCACAAUACCAAUAAUUCAAAUAUUAGAUCCACUCUAAUGAAAUAGACCUUUAAAGAUAUAUCUCCGCCUUUAUCUCUAAAUCAAAAUGAGCAUCCAACUACUAAAGAUUAUGGUCGUAGAUCCAAGAUAAUGAAUCAUCCUAUGUAGGGAUCUUAGAUGAUAAAAUAACCUAGAAAAAAUAAAGGACCUGAAUAAACGAGAGGAAACAAAAAGGGAACCAUCAAGGAAGACUUUACUUCGAUAAGUGAAACAGUUUGGAAAGACAGAGCAAAAUCUCAGGUCAUUUAAAAGACAGAUUAUAACACGAACGAUUGGGAAGAAAUUAAGGAAGACGAGAUUUAAAUGAAGUAGGUCGAGAAGGAUCCUGAAAAUAGGAUAGUUGGUGUUUCUGAUAAUGAUGUGGAUGUUCCAGAGAAUGAAAUGAAGAGUGAAAAAAUAAAGAAGAUCAUAGAUUUGGACAUAUUGAAAUAUAACAAAUUAACAUUAGAAUAUGAGAAAUGUAAUGAUGCCAAUAUAGUGAUGCAAUUUGAACAAUACUAUUAGGAAGUGAGAUCUGCACUCAAAGAUAUCUUUUAUCCUAUGACUAUUGUGUACACCUUAUUUAAAGCAUAAAUAUAAUUGCUUGAUUCUGGCUAUGAUGGAUUAACAAUUUAUAUUGUAAGGAUGUUUUUAAGUUUGUACUUAAUAAUUCUGUACUUCAUAACGAGCAGACUCAAAAAAUACAAUAUGCACAAUUUGGAUCUAGCAUUGACAGGGUUGUAUUAUGUUAGUGCUUUCUUAACAAUGUUUUUUGUGACUUUUGACAAUCAAUAAAGAUUCUUAAUAUCAGACAAUGCAGAAGCAUACUUUUUUGCAUUUUCAGCUGUCAACUAAUAAUCAUUAAAAUUUAAGUACAUGUUCUUCUAUAUUUUGUUACAAUAAGCAGCCUGGUUUGUACAACUGUUAUUGCAUCAUCAUAACAAUUUAUUAGUGUUCAUUGUUUUAUCAACUAUUAUUUUGGUCAUAGUCUCCCAUAAUAACUUCGAAUUGACAAUCAGGAAUUUUAAUAGUGCAGCCAAUGAAAAUUUGAAAAAAGAACAGAGGGACUCAUUAUUAACCAAUUUAUUGCCAUCUCACAUUCUCACUAGAUUUUAUUAAAAUAGCAAGAUCAAAUUAGAAUUGUCAGAUGUGUUGAUAGAUGCAACUCUCUUGUUUGCAGAUAUCAGUGGAUUCACUGCGUAUUCUGCAAGUGUUCCAGCUGAAUAGGUAGUCAAAAUGUUGAGACAAUUGAUGACUUCAUUUGAUAAGGAGUGUCUACAAUAGAAUGUGUAUAAAGUAUACACCAUAGGGGAUUGUUAUGUUGUAUUGGGCAUCAAUGAUAUGGAGUAGAGACAUCCUGGUUAAGAGGCUAAAAACGUAUUGGAAAUGGGGUUGGAAAUGGUUGAAAUCAUUAAGAAAGUAAGGAGGGAAAUCAACUUUUAAAAUUUGAAUAUGAGGAUAGGAAUACACACAGGACAAUUUUAUGGGGGGAUCAUCGGUACUGAUAUUGUGCGAUAUGACAUCUUUGGAAUCGAUGCUGUCAUAGCAAAUAAGAUGGAAUCAUAGGGAGAGGCAGGCAAAGUUAUGGUGAGUGAGGAUACUAGACGAUUGAUUAAUAUUCAUUUUCCUGGUGAAUACAAUUUUACUUACAACAAAGGAGUAGAUAUCCCAGUUGCUAAAAAGAAGGUGGAGGCAUAUUUUGCAACAAAAGCUGAUAUCUAAAAUAGAUAAGACAAUUCAAAAUUUAUGUGA